CCAACUGAUGGUUGUGGAAAUUUAUGCAUGGUGUUGUUCCUCAGUGGUGCCUCACGGCGACGACUUAUAUCUCUUGUUCCGUGGUGGACCCCUCCUGCAGCCACCCUUCCUGCCUAGCCAGCGUCCUUACGACCUCAGUCGUCAAGAUGACCUCGCCCUCAGGGACAUCCUCAUCACACUUUGGACCAACUUUGCUGCUACAGGGAACCCGACCCCUGAUGACUCCCUCGGGUUCACCUGGUCACCUGCCACCGAUGACAACCUUCAGUCUCUCAUUCUCACCCCCACACCCUUCAUGGAGGCCGAUAAUCGCCGCCAGGUGCGGAAAUUCCACGCGUCAUUGUCCACGAAGGUGAACGAGGGUUUGCACCACCACCUGGUGCAGCAGCUGGACCAACCUUCCAGAGAGCGCGACGCCCAGGACGAACUGUAACUUCCUGAGUUCGGAGUCUUAUUACCAGACUAGGAUGUGUUCAGUAUGUAGACUGGGCUGCGGUGGACAGUAUUUGUUCACCGUUUGUUGAUAUGUCUAGAAAUAUUUGUUACUAGGAUAUUAUUAUUAUUACAAUAAAAACUAAGCGCUAAACCCACAAGGGCCAUACUACGCUGUGUAACUAGGACAAAAAUCAUCAUUCACUUAAAAUUUUCUGCAAUAACAGCUGUAUUAAUGUUCUGAUAUAACACAUAGCAUUAUUAUAAUCAUGGGAGAGCGCUAAACCCGUAGGAUUAUACAGCGCACGUGGGGCGGGGGGUUGAAUGGAAGGUAUUCAGACUCAAUUCAGGGAACCGGAGCACAGAUCCAAUUCCAUAGAUCAAGAGCUCCUCACCAGCGUCAAGGAACCUCCCUUGAAGGGUAUAACAAAUAGCAGAUUCACCUCAAAAUAAAAUGCUUUGUCUUAUAA
This is a messenger RNA of Cherax quadricarinatus, 902 nucleotides long. Lineage: Eukaryota; Metazoa; Arthropoda; Malacostraca; Decapoda; Parastacidae. The record is from RefSeq and is a predicted model, not a curated record.